AUGAAAGCUCUUAUUCUUGUUGGUGGUUAUGGAACACGUUUACGUCCAUUAACACUUACAAAACCGAAACCUUUGAUUGAAUUUUGUAAUAAACCUAUGGUAUUACAUCAAAUUGAAGCUUUAGCACAAGUUGGUGUUACACAUGUGAUUUUAGCUGUUAGUUAUUUAUCAGAUAUGCUUCAACGAGAAAUGGAAGUAGAAGCUAAACGAUUAAAUAUAAAGAUAACACUUUCUCAAGAAACAGAACCAUUAGGAACAGCUGGUCCAUUGGCAUUAGCACGUAAUCUACUUCAAGGAGAUAUUGAUCCAUUUUUUGUACUUAAUUCUGAUGUUAUUUGUGAUUUUCCAUUUGAAGAUAUGAUUAAAUUUCAUAAAGAUCAUCAAUGUGAAGGAACUAUUUGUGUAACUAAAGUUGAAGAACCAUCAAAAUAUGGUGUUGUUGUCUAUGAACAAGAUACUGGUAAAAUCGAACGAUUUGUUGAAAAACCACGUGAAUAUGUUUCGAAUAAAAUUAAUGCUGGUUUAUAUAUAUUCAAUUCAACUAUACUUGAUCGAAUUGAAUUACGACCUACAUCAAUUGAAAAAGAAAUUUUUCCAGCUAUGGCUACAGAUAAACAAUUAUAUGCAUAUGAACUGAAAGGUUUUUGGAUGGAUGUUGGUCAACCAAAAGAUUAUUUAACUGGUAUGAGUUUAUAUUUGAAUUUUGUUCGAAAUUCAAAUCCAGAACGAUUAUCACGUGAAAAUGGAACUGUCGGCAAUGUUUUAUUGGAUCCCACAGCAAAAAUUGGUGAACGAUGUCGAAUAGGACCAAAUGUUGUCAUUGGACCUCGAGUAACUAUUGAAAAUGGUGUUUGUUUGAAAAGUUGUACAGUACUCGCAGAUUCAUUAAUUAAAAGUCAUUCAUGGCUUUCGAAUUGUAUUAUUGGUUGGCGAUGUACGAUUGGAAAAUGGGUUCGUAUGGAAAAUACAACUGUACUUGGACUUGAUGUAUCUGUACAAGAUGAAUUAUUUAUUAAUGGUGGUGUUAUAUUACCACAUAAAGCAAUUAGUGAAAGUGUUUCAGAACCAAAAAUUCUUAUUUAA
This is a messenger RNA of Rotaria sordida, 1083 nucleotides long. The record is from the annotation of a GenBank genome assembly. NCBI's taxonomy places the organism in Eukaryota, Metazoa, Rotifera, Eurotatoria, Philodinida, Philodinidae.